AUGCGAUCACUACUCUUAGGCCUGUUAUUAGGCCUCUGCAGCCUCGUCUCGGCUUUGUCGGCUGUGGGGAACAAGUUGUUGGUGAUUCAAGAGGAUGAAAGCGAGAAGGACAAUUACUCGCAAUUCUUUAAGGAUUUGGAGGCACGAGGCUUCCAAAUCAGCCACCGAACACCCAAAGACUCUUCCCUCUCCCUCUUCCUCCACGGCGUACCAGCAUACUCCCACCUCCUCCUCUUCCCCCCGAAAUCCAAAGGCCUAGGACCAGAACUUACGGCCAACGUCCUCGUCGAUUUCAUCAACCAAGGCUCCAAUGUCCUCCUCGCUCUUUCCUCCGACAAGUCCAUCCCGAGCGCCGUCAGCAGUCUCCUCCUCGAACUAGACAUUUCUCUUUCGCCAGACAGGGGCAGCCUCGUGGUGGAUCACUUCAACUACGAUACCAAGAGUGCGAGUGAUAAACACGAGGUCCUCCUCCUACCCUCUCCCGAUUCCAGCAGACAAGAUGUGAAGAGCUACUUUGGAGUUCAGGGCUUGAUCGCCUUCCCACACAGCGUGGGACAAGUUCUCGGCAAUGCCUCCCCCUUCCUUGCCUCCGUCUUGAAAGCACCGGCCACAUCAUACAUUUACAACCCCAAAGAUGACAGCGGAGAUGCGCUUGAAGAUCCCUUUGCGACUGGCACGCAGAUCAACCUCGUCUCGGCCUUCCAAGCACGCAACAGCGCUCGCUUCACGGUCUUCGGCAGCGCAGAAGCACUGCAAGACACCUGGUUCACAGCGUCUGUGCAACUCCCGAAUGGUAAGAGCGAGAAGACGAGCAACCAAGAGUUCGCCAAGAAGGUUACGGGAUGGACAUUCAAAGAGCAGGGUGUUUUGAAAGCAGGCGCGAUCCGACACUGGCUGGACGAAGGCGCGCAAAAGAGCACCACAGAUUUGACCGUCCUGGAUGUCAACCCAAGCAUCUACCGCAUCAAAAACGACGUGCACUACAGCGUCGAGCUCUCCGAAUGGCAAGCUGAUCACUGGGCCCCCUUCACCCCACCCGCAGCGGACAACGUGCAACUCGAAGUCUCCAUGCUCUCCCCCUUCCACCGCCUCAACCUCGUCCCCAAGCAGCACACCGCCAACGCCACCCUCUACACCUCCGACUUCAAGCUGCCCGACCAGCAUGGCAUCUUCAACUUCUACGUCGAGUACCGCCGGCCGUUCCUGACGAAUGUGGAGGAGAAGGUGACGGUGACUGUGCGCCACUUUGCGCACGACGAGUGGCCGAGGAGUUUUGCGAUUAGCGGUGCGUGGCCGUGGAUUGGCGGGAUUUGGGUCACGAUUGCGGGGUGGGUGGCUUUUGUGGCCUUGUGGUUGUGGUGUAAGCCUGUGGAGGAGAAGAAGGUGGCGGGCAAGAGGUGA
Molecule: messenger RNA, 1401 nt
Organism: Neohortaea acidophila
Lineage: Eukaryota; Fungi; Ascomycota; Dothideomycetes; Mycosphaerellales; Teratosphaeriaceae
Product: Dolichyl-diphosphooligosaccharide--protein glycosyltransferase subunit WBP1
Exons: 2
Coding region: 1-1401 (466 amino acids)
Cellular component (GO): endoplasmic reticulum membrane; oligosaccharyltransferase complex
Source: RefSeq, a predicted model, not a curated record